UCCACCGAACCCCGACCAUAGAUGAUUUGCAUGACAGAUGCCUACCAUAACACACAUAUCACAUACCUCCUAGGUUCGUGUGCCGACUCAUUUUCCAACCGAAGAGGGUUUAGUGAGGUGAUAUGCGUGGAUUUCAUGGAUCUCAUGAGGCGGUAGAGACCACAUAUCACUGAGCCCUUCGCGCUUAUGGUCCAACAUUCUCAUCUUCAGUCUUUGCCAGUGAAAAUUUCCAAUUGAGAGGAAAAGACAUGAAGCCACUCCGCCGUAGCGCCCUCAUUGCGCCCUUACUUCACGGUUGAGCAGAGGCAUCUCUCUUGUGUUUUAUCAGCCAACCUUAUAAGUUGUAUACCUUAUACGUUGUAUAAAGACUCAAUAUCUGCGGCUCGGCAGACUUAUCCAGGAAUCGCUAUAGCCCCCCAAUCCUUAGAGAUCUUUAUCCUCUGAUAUAUAUCAAGGGGCUUUGUUAUUAGCACGCCAUUUCAUACAUCUAAGAAUCCGGGGAAUCCCUAAACUCGGAAAUCUUGUCUUCCUACAAUUUGUACCUCGCAGACGAAACCAGGAAGGACACUCAAGAAGACGAUUUACGAUAACUGAUGAUGAUGCUUCGGUCCCUGAUUCCCGUUGUUGCCAUCUGGCGUUCAGCUACGGCGUUGCUUGUCGGCGAUGACUCGUCAUGUAGGUCGAAAUGCGGCAAUGUGCUUUCUUCUACGACCAAGGAUAUGAUCGUAUGCGACGACUCUGCCUAUAGUGCUACGUCCCAAGGCCAGGUUUAUCAGGCUUGCGUUGGUUGCGAAUCGACAAGUACAUACAUGGGCCAGAGCACCUCUGAUCUACAAUCCAUGCUCUCUGGAGAUAAUAUGCGAUUUGCUACGAACAUAUGCUUAUUUGAUGCUUCUAAUCCGUGCAUCACGACCUUUGCUUGCGCGAAUAUUAAGGACGCCAUACAAUAUAACAACCUCUCAACCAGUAGCUCGACAUACGGCUACUGCGACCAAUGGACUGAUUACAACCUCGACAAGUGCCACUCUUGCUUAACUUCAUCGGGCAGUAACAAUUAUCUCAGCAACUUUAUAUCGGUUUUGGACGGCGCAUGCAGACUGAAGCUUGAGCCUCCGGCUACUAUCCCCUUACAGGGUAGAAUCUUCUCUAAUGACGCUGUGAAUGUCACCGAUCCCACACCAACGGCAACAUUCACGCCACCAGGGGUUACCGGCCCGUUGGACUCCGGAGCCAUUGCCGGUAUCGUCGUCGGCGGCCUCGUCGUUCUUCUCGCCUUCACCGGAUGUGGAAUCGUAAUCAUCGGAAAGCGCCGGAGAAGAGCGUACCUUCGCCACCGCGAACAAAUGACCAAGGAGUGGCCCGCCGCCAACAGUGGUGGCGCUGGCGGCGCCGGCGACAUGCGCGAGACCCCCCUCAGCCAGCGGCCUCUGCGUGGCUGGGAUAACUCGCCAAUAAGUGGCACCACGGAGGGAACAUACCCCCCGUACCCACAAUACUUCUCACCAUACUCCUCGCAGUAUAACAGCCCCGUCAGCGCAGUUGAAGGCCCAAGGAACACAGCCUGGCCACCGGAGAAAGCGGUACAGAAUAUCGGCGUCGCGAUCAGCCCGGACCACGACUACCAUCACAACUGGGCGGCGGAUAGCAAGGGGAAGGAGAGAGCAGCAAGCAUGGCAGGACAAGACGAAUACGAGCUGCAGGAGGGCGUGAAUAGCGCAGGCGGAUACUCAACGAACUCGCAGAUACCGCAAUUGCAUAUAAACAGUCCGCCGGUGCUUAACCACCCGGGCUAUGGGAGACAUGGGAAUCAUUCUGAGACGAAUGUGAUAUAGGUAAUAGUGGAGGUGUAUGACGGAGCACUCGGAGCAUUGUCUGGAUUGGAGUUGAGUUGGCUUGAGCGUUGCUUUUUGCUUUUUGUUUUGCUCUGGCGAAGGGCAUGGUAUAUGUAAAACCAGCAUGGAGUCAGGGCCAGGGUGUGUAAUCAGAUACCUAAAGGACAGGGGCGGAAAGGGGGGGUCGGCCGGUCAAAUGUGAUUUUUUAAUACCUACCUAACUACACAUCUACUUACUAAGGACCUAAGUAACCCAUUUAUUUGCCUAACUUAAUUCAUAAAUGCCU
Messenger RNA from Hypoxylon fragiforme, 2119 nucleotides. RefSeq lists its product as uncharacterized. Lineage: Eukaryota; Fungi; Ascomycota; Sordariomycetes; Xylariales; Hypoxylaceae. The record is from RefSeq and is a predicted model, not a curated record. The transcript is spliced from 4 exons. The coding region runs from base 594 to 1832 and encodes 412 amino acids.